AUGACCUCGUUGUGGGAAACGCUGCCCGUCGCGGUAAUGGACGCCGCGCACUCGCUCCACAACGACGCCUUCCGGCAACUGCUGCCACGGUACCGCGGAUAUGAAUGCCAUACGGUACGGUUAUGGGCUCGCGGACGGGUAAAGGAGGUGGCAGAGGCGCCUGGCUCCGUUGUCUUCUUCCCGAGGCUCGUGUUGGUGCUGCUGUGGCGGCGGCGGCACCCCGUCGUGGUGCUGAGGGGGGCUGAGCACUUCACUAUUACGAGUUUGAGUACCUUCAAGAGCUGCGAUUACUGGCGGGUGCCUGAGGCAAAUUUCUUGCGAAUCUGUGUAUGGCAAGGAGCAGAGAUAUGUCUAGCAGAAGAUAAGGAGAAACUGCAGUAG
Volvox carteri f. nagariensis is the source of this 381-nucleotide messenger RNA. RefSeq lists its product as uncharacterized. The record is from RefSeq and is a predicted model, not a curated record. The transcript has 5 exons. Bases 1 to 381 code for a protein of 126 amino acids. NCBI's taxonomy places the organism in Eukaryota, Viridiplantae, Chlorophyta, Chlorophyceae, Chlamydomonadales, Volvocaceae.